AGGGCUGAACGAUAUUCUCUUUUCACAUCGACAUCGCGAUGUGCGCGUGAGCGAUAGUCACAUCGCCGGAACAUACGAUGUGAAGGGUAGAAGCCCAUGGUGUAUUAAGAGAACGGUAGCACAAAGUAAACACGAGUUUGUUGUAUAGCUUGUUGCUGGGGUGACACGCACGUUCCGCGUGCCGGCACAGUGAUUGGUUCGCUGUGCCGCUGCUCACCGCUCACAGCCAACAUUCACUGCUAAAAAUGCGCGACGAAGAGGAUCCGCCGCAAAAAAGUGAUUUCGUACCAAAAAGAAAGUCGAAAUCAUCUAUUUGGGACUAUUUCGGCUACAAAAAGGAGGAUGUUGACCAAAAUGAGGUACUUUGUAUGGAGUGUCAUAAAGUUGUGGCCACAAAACAUGGAAACACAACCAAUUUGUCUGAUCACUUAAAACGGCACCACAAAGCUCUUUACGACGAAUACAAAGCCAAAUCUGGAUGUCAACCAAAACAAACAAAUAUUUGUGAUGCAUUUGCCAGUGUGACACCUUACCAGAAAGGUUCUCAACGACAAAAAGAAAUAACAGACGCAAUAACUUUUCAUAUCGCUAAAGAUAUGUUGCCAUUAAAUACCGUCGCCAAAGAGGGAUUUAAGAAAAUGAUCCGAACGCUUGACAGGCGGUAUGUUAUACCAUCCCGCACAUAUUUUUCCCAAGUUGCGAUAAAAGAGCUGUAUGAAAAAUGCAAAUCUAAGAUUGAAGCAGAACUGUCGCACGUGGAAUACUAUGCAACUACAACAGACUUGUGGUCCAGCAGGACAACGGAGCCCUACAUGAGUCUGACGGUCCAUUUCAUCACAGAGGACUUCGAGCUAAAAAGUCGCUGUUUGCAGACGGCAUUUUUCCCGGAAAGUCAUACAGCCGAGAAUAUUGCAGAGGCCCUGAGAGAAGCGGUGUCCGCUUGGGGUUUAGAUGAGACACGUCAAGUCUGUAUAACAACAGAUAAUGCAGCGAACAUGGUCAAAGCUGCCGAUCUGAACAAGUGGACCAGGCUACAGUGCUUCGGCCACAGACUGCAUCUUGCAAUUGAAAAUGCAGUGAAAAAGGAUGGCCGCAUUGAUCGUGCUAUAGGAGUCUGCAAGAAGCUGGUGAGCCACUUCUCUCACAGCUGGAAGGCCAGCGAUGCCCUAGCAAAAGUCCAGAAGGAACUCAGUCUACCAUCACAUUGUCUCAUCUCAGAAUGCCAAACAAGAUGGGGUUCCAGACAGAUGAUGAUCAGCAGGAUAUUAGAGCAGCAGCAGGCUUUAACUCAGGUCCUGUCUGCAGACAAGAAGCUGCGGCAUCUAAUUCCAACCUGGCAAGAUAUAGAUGUGCUGGAAUCUGUAAGCAAGUCACUGGGCCCAAUGCUGGAUUUCACUGAUGCACUUUCAGGGGAUGAAUACGUCAGUGUCUCCUUUGUAAAGCCAGUUCUUCAGCUCUUCAACACUUCACUACUGGAAAUGCGAGAAGAAGACACAGACCUGACCAAGAACAUAAAAAAGAAGAUGCUGGACUACCUCAAUGAGAAAUACGAAGAUGAUGAUACUCAGAAGCUGCUAGAUAUGGCAUCUUUUUUGGACCCCCGGUUCAAGAUGGACUUCAUCAGUGCAGACAAGAAGACCCAAGUUAAGGCCACAGUGGCAUCACAGAUGAUGGAAUGCCAGAAGAAAUCAAGCUGCAGCACUGAUGUGGAGCCCAACGUUACCAGUGCAACCCAGGCAAAGAAAGCAAAGAAGUCACUGGGAAGCUUCUUUAAACAGAGAGAAACUGAAGCAAAGGGUGAUUCCUCUCUGACCCUAAAGGAUGCUUUGGAAGCAGAGUUAAACACUUACCUGCUAACACCUCCAAUAGACAAAGAGGAGGAUCCACUUGCAUGGUGGAAAGUACACAAACUAAGCUUUCCUCAUCUCGCCAGACUUGCCCGCAAAUACCUGUGUAUUCCUGCGACAAGCUCGCCGUCAGAGAGACUUUUUAGUACUAGUGGCAACAUCGUCACUUGCCAACGAACCUGUCUCAAGCCUGCAAAGGUUGAUAGACUUGUGUUCUUAGCUAAAAACCUUGAGUAAGCAAAGCAUACAGCAUACAUAAGCAUGCAUGAUCAUGAUCAUGCUAAAGAAUACUCAGUUUAGUUUAAGUUUCAAGUUUUAUUUCAUUUUGUUUAGCCAUGAUUACCAUGAUGACCAACACUGUUUUACUUUGGCACUUUUGCUAAGAAAAGUUGACUUAAAAACAAAAGAUUGUGAACCAAAAUGCUUAUAAGUUGUUUUAUAAAAAAAAUAUAUUUAAGUUAUGUUAUGAACCAAUCAGGGGGGUUGGUGUUGUAAAGCUGCUGUUUAAAUGUGUUCAGCUUUU
Molecule: messenger RNA, 2370 nt
Organism: Labeo rohita (rohu)
Lineage: Eukaryota; Metazoa; Chordata; Actinopteri; Cypriniformes; Cyprinidae
Product: E3 SUMO-protein ligase ZBED1
Exons: 2
Coding region: 246-2084 (612 amino acids)
Molecular function (GO): DNA binding; protein dimerization activity
Source: RefSeq, a predicted model, not a curated record